GCACCGUUCAUCGAUUGGGCCACAGUGCCGCCGACUCGCCGUCAUGGCGUCGCACGCAGACAGUGCACACGACCUGCUGGAUCUGGACAUCUCAACACUACGCCAAUUCAUCGACCUGUUCCCCAAUGAGGGCCUAACAAAGGUCAUCAUAGGCUGGCUCAGCAGCGGCAUAGCAAAAUACCCACUUACGGCAGAAGGGGAUUCAAGAGAAGGACCUGAUCUGAGUGAAGGUGGGGUAGCUCUUACCCAGGAUGUGCCCGUGUCACAAGAAGAUUGUCUGGUCUUGAUGACCGAGGGCAUUACCGAGGCGCCCAAGUCAUCACUAGCCCAUUGCCUUCUUGGAGACUACUACCUGUUCCUCGAGGAGUAUGAGAGUGCUGUGGAAACAACCAGGAAGGGCCUGAAAUACGCUUCUGCUGAAGCCAAAAAGACCGACUUAUCGUUCCAAAAGACGCGCGAUGCGCUCAGCAGCACUCUUGCCACUGCCUUGGUUUACUACCAGGCCCCAAGAAACCAUCCCGAAGCCAAGGGCAUCUUCGAGUCUACUCUGAAGCGCAAACCACAAUUCACCCCCGCCCUCAUUGGCAUCGGACUAGUCCUGGAAGAAGAGGAAGAAUACGAGCAAGCCUUCCAGUUCUUAGAAAAAGCUCUGCAGCAGGAUCCAUCAAAUGGCCGUAUUGGCGCAGAAUCAGCUUGGUGCCAGGCGUUGGCAGGUGACUACAGCACUGGACUUGAGAGGCUUCAGAAGUAUCUUGACUACCCACAACUUGAUGCAUCCCAACAACGCGGCCGUGAACUCCGCGCGCAGACUCUCUAUAGAAUAGGCGUCUGCCUAUGGGAGCUCGAUCCGUCAAAAGCUGCGCGAAAAGAUCGACAACGGACAUACUCCAAGCUACUCGCAGCCAUCAAAGCAAACCCAAACUAUGCCCCGGCAUACACGCUCCUUGGCAUAUUCUACGAAGAUUACAACAAAGAUCGCAGGCGUGCAAGGCAGUGUUUCCAAAAAGCUUUCGAACUGUCGCCCUCGGAGGUCAUUGCAGCCGAGCGAUUAGCCCGUCUCUUUGCCAAUCAAGGAGAAUGGGACAUUGUCGAAGUCGUAGCGCAGCGAGUGGUAGACUCCGGCAAGGCCCGGCAAACGCCUGGCUCAAAGCGAAAGGGAGUUAGCUGGCCACACUCAGCUCUUGGAGUUGUCCAAAUGAACAAGCAAGAGUACCAGAAGAGCAUCGUCUCAUUCCUGGCAGCAUUACGAAUAAGCCCAGACGACUAUUACUCUUAUGUUGGUUUAGGUGAGAGCUAUCAUAAUUCCGGCAGGUACAACUCAGCCUCGCGUGCUUUCAACUACGCUGAAAACCCCACGGAUGGCAUCGUGAUGAAGAGAUCAGAUGAGGAAGGAUGGUUCACAAAGUAUAUGCUCGCCAAUGUCAACCGCGAGCUGAGUGAAUUCGAAGAAGCACUUGCUGGCUAUGAAGCAGUACUUGCAGUUCGGCCGAAGGAGUUUGGCGUAUCGAUUGCAUUGCUGCAGACGCUUGUUGAAAAAGCUUGGCAGUGCAUCGAGACUGGAUUCUAUGGAGAAGCUGCUGAUGGCCUGACCCGAGGCAUCGAGGUUGCGGAUACCAUCACAGAGUACAAGCCUGACGCAUUCAACCUGUGGAAAGCUGUCGGCGAUGCAUGCAGUAUGUUCAGCUGGGCCCAGGACAAGCUCGACCAUUGCCCUUUUGAGCUGGUUGUGAAGGUUCUACAGAGCAAGUCGGAUAUGGAACUUGACUUUGAUGCCCACAAAGACAUCGAUGGACUUGGCCAGGAAGCGCUAGCCUCGCUCUCCACCAACAGGGACUCGAUACUGACCAAAGUCCUCAAAGCCGCAAUACUUGCUCAAAAACGAGCCAUUUCGAGCUGUGCUCAUGACAUACACGCACAGGCUGUAGCGUGGUACAAUCUCGGCUGGACUGAGUACAGAGCGCACGUCUGCUUAGAACAAGAAGGUGGUAAAGAGACCAAGCUUACCACAUACCUCCGAGCAUCUAUGAAAUGCUUCAAGCGUGCUAUAGAGCUUGAGGCUGGCAACUCGGAGUUUUGGAACUCACUUGGUGUCAUCACCACGACCCUCAGCCCAAAGGUUGCUCAACACGCCUUUGUCCGGUCGUUGCAUCUUAACGAGCGUAGUGUGCACACAUGGACUAACCUUGGCGCACUCUAUCUUUUGCAGAAUGACCACGAACUUGCGCAUGCAGCCUUUUCGCGGGCCCAGUCACAGGAUCCCGACUAUCCUUUAGCAUGGGUAGGCGAGGGUAUCAUUGCACUCCUCACCGGCGAUGCCAACGAAGCGCUUUCCCACUUCACUCAUGCAUUUGAACUCUCCGAGUCGUCGCUACUGCUCCCUAAGCGGCAGUAUGCAAUUUCCACUUUUGACUUCCUUGUGUCUUCCCCGUCAUCUUCAAGCGACAUUACUAGCCUCAUACAGCCGCUGUUCGCGCUUCAGCAAUUAAGCAUACAGGUGCCACACGACAUGCCGUACAGACAUCUCGGAGCAUUGUUUUUCGAGCGCAUCGGAAACUAUGGGGCAGCUGUACAUGCUCUUGAAAUGGUCAAUGAAAGCGUUGAGCAAGAGUACGAGAAGUCAGAGUCGCUCGCGUCCCUGGCCCGCGUUGCGCAAGCUAAGACGGACUUGGCUCGCAAUCUUCUGGCCGUCGGAUCCAACGAAAUGGCGGUAGACGAUGCCGAGACAGCCCUCGUCCUACUUGCAGAGCUGAAAAGCAAUCCCAAGCAAUCUGCUUUGUCAAAAGAGCAGCUUGCAAAGACCAAACUGUCUGCCCGUCUUACAGCUGGAUUGGCACAUUACUUCAAUGGCUCCUUUGACGCAGCGAUAUCCUACUUCCGCGCUUCUUUGGAGGCGACUGGUUCAAAUCCGGACAUCAUAUGUCUUCUCGCAGAAGUUCUCUGGGCGAAAGGCGGUGAGAACGAGAAACAAGUGGCUCGCGAUCAGCUCUUCACUGCCAUUGAGAAACACGAUGGUCAUGUUGGUUUACUGACACUUAUCGGUGCCAUGACUGUUUUGGACGACGAUCUUGAAACCAUGGAAGCCAUAAAGGAUGAUCUCGGCCGCAUGCGCACAAACAAGGAACUUAGCGACGCACAACUCGCGCGCGUAGAAAAAGUUGUAGAAGCCAUAUCCAUUAGUCUCGGCGGCGAGCAACAAGAUAUGGAUGAAGCACGGAGAAGCGUUAUGCUAGCACCGUAUAAACAUACGGGUUGGGCAGAACUUGCGGAUGCUACUGGUGGCAAUCUUUUCGCAAGCACCCUCUCACGAGAAACAGCAAUGCGCAACGCACCUCCUAACGGCACACUUGGUGCUACUGGCCUGGCUAGUGCGAUGCAUAGUACUGGCGAUGUCAGUGACGCUCAGAGGGCGAUAGUGUUGGCCCCGUGGUCCAAGGAUAGUUGGGCUGGGUUUAAUCAGUGUAUUCAAAUUGCUUAG
This is a messenger RNA of Exserohilum turcica Et28A, 3475 nucleotides long. RefSeq lists its product as uncharacterized. Gene Ontology annotation, cellular component: Ski complex. Gene Ontology annotation, molecular function: protein binding. The record is from RefSeq and is a predicted model, not a curated record. The coding region runs from base 44 to 3475 and encodes 1143 amino acids. Lineage: Eukaryota; Fungi; Ascomycota; Dothideomycetes; Pleosporales; Pleosporaceae. The transcript has a single exon.